Molecule: messenger RNA, 1092 nt
Organism: Penicillium cinerascens
Lineage: Eukaryota; Fungi; Ascomycota; Eurotiomycetes; Eurotiales; Aspergillaceae
Gene: usgS
Product: transmembrane protein UsgS
Exons: 5
Coding region: 1-1092 (363 amino acids)
Source: RefSeq, a predicted model, not a curated record
AUGUCGAAUUUCGAGCCCAAUGCCGUGAUCCGUGGCUUCCAGCUUACCGUCGUAGGAACUGUCCGGGCUUUAACAAAUCCCGAACUUUUCAAGUAUGAGCACUUCCGGCAAGCAGCCCUAGCUAUAGCCGUUGGUAUCAUUACCCAGUUGAUUAUUCAAAUUCCGAUUAUCGCCCUCAAGUUCGUCUUGUACAUGCUAUCAUGGGUUAUCAACCUGGAUCAUGCCACCUGGGAUGAUAAGCUCCUUGAUGGCUUGGAUUUCCUGUCAAAGUCCGUCCUCCAGGUGCCGUUUCUGCUGAUGACUUUCAUGGGAUACGUCACUCCCACUCUGGAUGAGAUCUUCAUGGAGUCAAUCCAAUGGGUGGACACGACAUACAUCCAGAAGCACAAAUCCGACGAUCCGCACAACCUUCGGGCCAUGUACUAUCCUCCCUUGGUGAUGUUCCCUACCAAGGGCGGCGCUCGUUCGUCACGGCCCAUGUCGGAAGCCGUAAUGGCUUUCGUACAUCGUUACGCCAAGAGGAUGGGAAUGCUUCUUGGAAUCUACCUGCUGUCACUGACCCCUAUCGUUGGUCGGUUUGUGAUGCCUGCGGCUAGUUUCUACACGUUCCGGAAACACGUCGGUACGGCACCCGCCGCUGCUAUCUUCGGUGCUGGUCUUAUCUUGCCCAAGGCGUUCAUCGUCAGGUUCCUUCACACUUAUUUUGCAUCCAGAAGUCUGAUGCGAGAGCUGCUCGAACCAUACUUCCGUCGCAUUAAGUUUACUCCUGAGCAAAAGCGUCGCUGGUUCCGUGACCGGGAGGGUGUUCUGUUCGGGUUUGCCUUUGGCUUCACCGUUGUGUUGAAACUUCCAUUCAUCGGCGUUCUCAUGUACGGAGUUGCCGAGGCAUCCACCGCGUAUCUGGUCACCAAGAUCACCGAUCCACCGCCUACCCCUGCGGAAAGCGAAGGCUUCGCAGAGAGCCAGGUGACGUGGAAAAACAAGCACGAUUUCCUCCAGCUGUCGUUGGAUAGUAUCGAUAAACUCAACGUUGUUCUCGACGAGAAGGAUGCUCAGGGCAACUCUAGCUCCGCAGGCAAGAAGUUCUCUUGA